AUGACAUUUCGAGGUUCUCAUCUCUAUGUCAAUGGACCUGAGAUACAACAUGUUUUUGGCGUCACCAGUCUGCCCUUGACAACGGUCGCCCAUAUCAUCUCAUACUUAGACGACGAUGUCACAUCACUUUCGCGGUUAUGCCGUACCUCAGCCUCCCUCUACUACAUGACCCUUCCGCACUUGUGGAAGUCAGUCACAUUAACGUCACACCCUUCUAUACGAUACAAAGAUGGAGAGCCAGAGGGCUCUGGAGGCGCCAGCCCUUUCUCCAUGGGUCUUAAUGCCCUGGUCACCACCAAGGUUGCCCCGCUCGUGCGAAAUCUGAUCCUACAAGGCGAUUUUGGAUGGAUGGAACCCCAUGAAUAUUCAAGAGCUGGACGAGUAUCGGAAACAGGCAUGGUAUUGAACAUUGCAAUAUGCGCGGCACUUGACCGGUGUCCUCAACUCGAAUCAUUCAGGUGGGAUCUAAACACUCGAAUCCAGCCCAAUGUAUAUUCCAGCCUCGCCAGAUUGCCCAAACUCAGGGAACUCUGGCUCCGAUUUCCCUCCAGUCGCGCUCCACAUCCGAUCACUGUUAUCCCGCCAAUGCCCACUAUCGAAACACUGUACAUAACUCAUUUUGAUCCUCUUUGCAACCCUGACGAUCUCUCGACUUUCUUUUUCCAUGCGGAAAAGCUGAGAACGCUCCAGAUGCAUUUUUCCCCGCGAAUGCGCGACGCGGGCGAAGCAUCAGUUAUCGUGGCACAAUUCUUUAGGAAAAAUAUCAUAGAGAAGAAAAAGUUGUUCCUAAAAAGGGUAGGCAUGUACAACUUGUUCGCACAAAUGGACGUCAACGACUGUUUACAUGCGGUGGAUACGGGUCUGUGCGACGACUUCACGGCUCUGAAUUGUUUCGGCCCUGACGAGAGUCCCUUCAAAUCAUCUUCAAACGCAACGUGGUUCCUCGACAAAACAUGGCUGAUUCCGAGUGACAAAGUUCUUCCAAAGCCCAAGGUGCUGAGGCUCGAUCAAUUACAUAAACGCCACACCCAUGAUCUGGCUCGCGCAAGUGGUUUGGAACGUCUCUAUUUGGUCAAUGCUCGGCAUGUGCCACGCAAUUCAGGCCACGCCGUCACUCCCAGUUCGCGGGACCAGUCCCCGUUGAUCGCUCCCGCCACUUGCAAUGGGGGCACUGACGCUGCGGCGAAUUCCAUCAGAAACACUACCAGCAUCCAUCUCCGUGACCUCUACAUGGACAGCAUCUGCGACGUGUGUGGUCCAACGCUGAAACACCUUAUACUCCCCGCCAGGUGGCCGUUGUCUCAGGAAAUGAUCGUCAGACUCAUUCGCUCCGCGCCAAACUUGACGCAACUCAGUGCACCCAUCAUAUGUUCGGGCUUUGACUUCUUCCGCCUGGUUGUCCCUUUCCUCACUCAUUUGUGGGCAUUGAGAAUCCUGGCUCCUGCAACCGAAGGUCUGGAGGGAGAGAGGCUAGCGUGUGAAUUCCGCCAGUUUGUCGACCAGCUCGACGAAGAAUCUUUCGAAGAAUGUCAAGUUGGUGAAAAUGGGCCAUUUCGUAUAACCCAUAGCGGAAUGGAAAAGGCGGCGGUCGACGUUCCUCACAUACGUUAUGUGGGCUUUGGGGACAAGGUGUUUGAGAUUGGGCAGGUGUAUGAAGAUGUCGUCAAGACGCCGGUCGCCCUGAGUAGCAGAGAUGGCUCUGGCGGUGACUCGGGUAUCGUGGAUGACCAUGUGGAGUAUUCGCAGGAGGUUGUCAGGAAGAGGAGAGUGACUAGAAUUCCCGAGUCUGAUGUCGCACAUGUGGAAAUCUGGAAGAUGGAUAGUCUGGAUGUAAUAUAA
Molecule: messenger RNA, 1839 nt
Organism: Exophiala mesophila
Lineage: Eukaryota; Fungi; Ascomycota; Eurotiomycetes; Chaetothyriales; Herpotrichiellaceae
Exons: 3
Coding region: 1-1839 (612 amino acids)
Molecular function (GO): protein binding
Source: RefSeq, a predicted model, not a curated record